UUCAGUACACGGCUUCCAAGAGACAAGUGCUCCAAAGUGAAGAAUUAAACACAAUAUGGCGUUUAUGAAUAAAAGUGCAUUAGUUACGGGAGGAGCUGGUACAAUUGGUGGAACUAUUUGUGAGGAGCUUCUUAAGAAUGGUGUAACUAAUCUCGCAAUUGUGGAUAUAAUCGCCCAGGAGCCUGCAGUUGUGACUAAAUGGAGGAAAACCUUCUCAAAAGCUUCAAUUUGUUACUUUCAAGUGGAUGUGACCGCACAGAAGCAACUAAAGAAGUGCUAUGCAGAUUUCACGAAGAGCAUUCCGAGCCUUGAUCUUGUGCUCAAUUGCGCGGGAAUUAUGGAAGAGGAGAACUUCAGGAAAACCAUUGAAACAAAUCUUUUAGGCGUCAUUGCAUCAACUAUGCUCGCGAUGGAGUACAUGAGGAAGGACAAAGGUCACGGGAAAGGUGGAAUAAUUCUCAAUAUUGCUUCCAUCGCUGGAUUGUGGCCAAUGAGCAUUCUUCCAUUUUACUGUGCUGCAAAGCAUGGCGUUGUUGCCUUCACGCGAUCCCUGAGUCACGAUCGGGAAUAUCUUGGAAUUAAAUUCAUCGUCCUGUGUCCAGCUAGCACACAAUCACCGCUCUAUGACAAAUUGAAGGACGGAUCAGGCUUCUUUAUGGCGACUCAAGAGAAACUUAAUGCUGUCGGUGUUGAGCAUCCUGCCCAAAGUCCCACGGAAUUGGUCAGAGAAAUAAUGAAAAUUAUUCAAGAAGCCAAGAGUGGAAGUGUCUGGGUUGUAGAUCAAGGAAAGCCAACAAACAUCGAUUUACCUGCAAUUGAAUUUUAAUUAUUCUUUUUAGAAAAAUGACUUUUUGUAGUAGGUAAAUAUUCUGACAUAUUCUGUAUAGUCUUUGUUAGAUCCAUUGAAAUUUAAAUAAAAAAUAUUGAUUUUCUUCAAAUUAU
This is a messenger RNA of Lutzomyia longipalpis, 942 nucleotides long. RefSeq names its product alcohol dehydrogenase 1-like. Gene Ontology annotation, cellular component: cytoplasm. Lineage: Eukaryota; Metazoa; Arthropoda; Insecta; Diptera; Psychodidae. The transcript is spliced from 2 exons. Gene Ontology annotation, molecular function: oxidoreductase activity, acting on the CH-OH group of donors, NAD or NADP as acceptor. Bases 56 to 826 code for a protein of 256 amino acids. The record is from RefSeq and is a predicted model, not a curated record.